GUUUUAAUGCACCUAAACAGCUCAGAGACCUUGAGGUUUGACGGCGCUUCUUACAUGACUCUAAUAUCAAAUUUAUUCUUAACAAAACAAGAGUUUACUUGUCUGAAUUUUUCUCAAAUUCUAGACUUGUGAAUGAUAAUUAUACGUAAAUGGGGUUUUUGGAAAAAAUUAAUAUUUACGAAUGCCUCGUACUGAUUGGUGUGUAUUCAUUUGGUCUUUUUGUGUUUAUGAAUGGUUUACUUCCCAAUGACCCCGUUAUAAAAGUUGGUGAGAUUAAUCAGUUAGAAGAAAUUAAGAAGGUUGAUAAACUGGUUUUAAUGGUCAUUGACGCGUUAAGAGCAGAUUUUCUGUUUUCAUCAAAUUACUCUGAAUAUUGGACCAAACUUAACUCUUAUAUGAAUCUUAAGUCAGCUACAUGCUCAAUUUCGACUGUACAGCCUCCUACGGUUACCCUACCUAGAAUAAAGGCAAUUGUUUCAGGACGAGCUCCCAAAUUUGUUGAUGUUCUGAAUAAUAUUAAUGCAGGAGCAAUGGCUGAUGAUAACUGGGUCAAUCGUUUGGCGAAACUUCAAUGGAAUCUUAGAUUUUAUGGAGAUGAUACUUGGAUAAAACUCUUCCCAAAGAGCUUCCAAGAUUACGAUGGAACAAAUUCAUUCUAUGUCAAUGAUUUUCAUGAAGUAGACACAAAUGUGACACGUCAUAUUUCAACGUUGAUGAAUUCGUCAACUACGUGGGAUGGUCUUAUUUUGCAUUACUUGGGAUUAGAUCAUAUCGGACACACUCAAGGACCUAAUGGACGUAGUAUGCCAGAUAAAAUUCGUGAAAUGGAUGAAGUUGUUCACAGUAUUCUUGACCCAAUGAUAAACUCUCCAGCAUUUGCUGAUAAGAAAUGGUUGUUUAUUUUAACCGGUGAUCAUGGAAUGAGUGAUCAAGGAAGUCAUGGUGGUUCCACAAUAGGUGAAAAGUCUGUUGGCCUUUUCAUGCUUGGAUCUAACUGGAACAAGACUUAUCAAUCUUUAAAAAGGUCGUGUUCAAAUAACACAAAACACAUAGAGCAAACACAACAAGUAGAUUUAGCAUCAUUAAUCGGAUUAAUUACUGGCGCUGGUAUACCAUCACGAAGUCUUGGUGUUCUAUCGUCGACAUGGUUAAACAAUCUAUGGCUUUCAAAUGAAGAAAAAUUAAAAACUAUACUUGUUUUGAUGAGACAUAUUGGUCAGGUGAUUGGUGAAUGCAAAUCUUCAGGUACAACAGAGGAUACAGAUUGUACUUCAAGUGUAUGGAGUAAAGAACAAGUGGUAAAGUAUAAUGUCUUGUUGCAUGAAAUCAACUCUUGGUUGCAAUGUCAAAGUGCUAAAACCGAAGCGUUGGCGAAACUGAAACAUAUUGAUUGUCGAGAAGCAGGUUCGCGUGUUAAAGGUGAAUUACUGGUCACUGAUUCGACUAAAUUACUUCAUGAUGUUCAGUCGGAAUCUUUAUCCAAGGUUGAACACUUGAACAAUACACAAAUGUUAUUCGGUGGUAUACUUAUGUGGUUUGUGACUAUAUUUCUCUUUCAUAAAAUUUUGAAUUCUGUUGUUUUCACAUCGGAUAUCAAAAAUUCUUUGUUAAAUAAAAGAAAUCAAAAAUCCCUGAUUCAAUAUUAUUAUUCUGAUACAGCUGAUAUCAGGUAUUCAUUUGAUCCGCGUUUAGUACAAAUUAUUUGCAGUUUCGGCACCGUCUGUUUACUGCUGCAUUCCAUUAGUUUAGCAUCAAGUAGUUAUGCUGAAGAAGAGCAUCAAUUAUGGUAUUAUUUUGGUUCAAGUCUUAUGCUGUUAAUCGGUUUGUUAGUUCUUCUCGGCGAUGUCACUUCAAAUAUUAAAUGGAUUAUAAUAAAAUUAAUCUUGAAGAUACUUCUCUUAGAUCGUUUUCUACUGCGUCAACUUCAUCGAACUGGUAAUAAAUGGAUACACUUACGAGAUAUAUCUGAUUGGUUAUAUGAACCUGAAAAUAUCGGUUGGUUGUGGUUGUGGCUGUUAAUAGCAUGGAUUACAUUCCUAGUACUUCGUUGCAAAGCACUAUUUCGUUUACGUCCAACUUGCUCUAUUUGGAAUAAAUGCAAGUAUUACAUACCGAUACCAGUUAGCAUUUUUCUAGUUUGUAAUCAACUGUCAUAUAAAUUAGCUGUAGCUGAAAAUGAAAAUGAAGAAGCCGUACACUCAGCUAGAUUUUGUUAUGUGUUAUGCGCUAUAGAUGCAUUUUGUCUAUAUAAAUCAAGAAAUAUUCGUGUGGAGAAAAAUACAGGUAGAUUAUUUGGUCAAACAACAUCAGAUGCUUCAAAAACAUUUUGGGAUUCAAUUAUACAUCCAUUGUCAACAUUAAUUAUGGUUAUAUGUUUAUUGGGGAAACCUGUGGUUACAAUUCUUUGGCUUGGUAUAUGGAUAAAAGAAGCACUACUAUCUGAAAUGAUACAAUUAAUAUUUCAUUAUUCCGGUAUGCAUUCAUCGCAUAAAACAUUUCGUUAUGUUUUACCAUUGUGUUCAUGGCUGAUCUAUUGGACACAAGGUUGGGUUAGCUUCUUUCAACAGGGGAAUUCCUUAAGUUUGUCAACUGUCGAUUUGUCUGCUGCAUAUGUUGGUCUUCGGCAUCAUCAACCAUUCAUAGCUGGCCUACUACUAGCCUUUUACACUUAUUCAGGACCAUUAAUCUGGCAGUUAGCCUAUUUCUGUCGAUUUGUCCUACCUGGACAUAAACAUUUCGGUGAAAAAUUUAACUGUCUUGUUUUAGGCUUCAUUAUUUUGCCUAUCACACUGUGUGGCACAUAUUGUUUCUUUCUACAAUCACACUUAUUCAUCUGGACAGUUUUCACGCCAAAAAUGCUUUAUUCUGCUAUUUUUUAUGUAACUCUAGUUCCUGUUCUAUGCUUAUGGGCUGUGAUAACUUCUUGAAUUUUUAUAUUUUUCUCUCAUUCUUUUCACAUUGUUUAAGACUAACGGGUUACUUUGGCCUUAUUUUGUUUUUAAAUGUUCGUUUACUGUUUUUUAAUUUUUAUUUUACCUCUACGUUUAUUGUAUUGUGACUAUGUUUUUGAUACAAGAUAAGUAUGUUUUUAAAGAAAAUAACUGACUUUCAGUUUAGUUGAAUUAAAUGACUUCUUUAUUCUGUAACUUCAGAGGUUAAUUGAUCAGCUUUUCGGUGUCUGUGGAAUAAUGAAAAGAGGUUAUUGCGUCAAACCGAUGGGAACAAAUUGUCUUAAAUCCUGGUUAAUGUGAAUAAAGUUUUAAUGGAGGGUGUAAAAAGAACUUAGGAAGAUUAAAACCACACUUUAAAUAUUAUAGAUAAACAGUUUUCUGUGAGACGACUUCAGCACAUAAUUUCUAAAUAGAGCUGAUUAUUGCUAACCGCUUUUUUAUACUGUGCUGUGGUAAGAGAUUUUAUUCAUCGAAUCUCCAGAUUUUAUAGAAAUGGCCUACAGAAUGAAAUUAGCACAAGUGGGUAAUUUUAAGCAUACUUGAAGACAGGGAAUGGGGCGUUGCAUAACAAGAAUAAUACUAGAUGUAAUAGUAACGGCGAAAGAUAAGAGACUUGGUGAUGGAAUGUUUACUUGGAAUUUCGUUUCUCUAUAUAGCGAAAUUAUGUACACCUUAUAUGAAAAUCGUCAUUUGCACAGAUCUUUUGUGUUGUACUACUUCUGCCUUUCGUAGUGUGUGCUUCUUUUCGUGUCUCUCAUGUUUCCCCACAACAAUAGUUAAUUUGCUCUCUUUGACAUCAAAUCUAACUUUCCGCUUUUUGAUAUUUUUGUAUCCCCUUAUAUACUACUGAUAAAUCCUGUCAACACACGCCAUAGAAUUCCCACUCAUAUCUAAUAUUACUGCUAUUGCAUUCAAUAGAUUUGUAAAAUAAUUUCAGAAACUAUCUGUCAAUUUUCAGACUAGUAAAAAUAAAGGCUUUAUGUACAUGUUAAUCCUUUGUAUAUGCUUUUUAUUAGGGGUGAGAUUUUGCUCUGAAUAAAUCAAUAAACAGAGUUGAAACGUCGUGCUUCACUAGAGGGUUCCACGCCUUCAUGAUAGAAAAGACCAGGUUAUAUGAUCUAGGAUUUUGAACUUGAAAGUGAUAUGCACCUAGUCCUUGGAAGGAUGGAAUAAGUAUAAAAAUUAACAUUGAAAUCCUAUGUAAGAUACUGAGUAUCUACAUUAUGUCUCUUCUUAUCCACCGAUAGGAUAGUGGGAAUGAAUCUAGUAUAUCAAUCCUCACUUUAUAUUAUGGACUUGAGAGUUCACUGAUGAGUUUACACCUCAGUCUUUGAACUCUUGUUAGUAUGUACACAUACCGAAAAAUUAACGUGUGUAAAUACCUGUAAAUACUUGUUCCACUUGUCAUUCUAAAUCAAUUCUUUUUUUACAACGAUAAAUUCUAUGCUAUUAAAUUUCACACAAUAUUACGUAACGUUUUUGUUUUAUUCGAUUUGUCUACUAAUCCUAUACCUGCACAUCCUUUUUCAAGUUCUAUCCCUCCUAUGAAUUAUUCUAUAUAUGACAUUAAUUUGCUUUGCCACUUGACAUUUAACUACGAUUAUAAUCACAGACAUUUUAGUUUUAAUUGAACUUCAUAUGAUUAUUAUUAUUUUAUGCAUUCACACCUAAGAUUCAAUUCCCUUACCGGAUAUAACUUCUUAAAAACCAUAUAUAUACGACUGUACAGCUUGAUGAUAAAUUCGUUGAAAAGAGUCUCUUCGCUGAA
Molecule: messenger RNA, 4719 nt
Organism: Trichobilharzia regenti
Lineage: Eukaryota; Metazoa; Platyhelminthes; Trematoda; Strigeidida; Schistosomatidae
Source: the annotation of a GenBank genome assembly